Molecule: messenger RNA, 7081 nt
Organism: Crotalus tigris (Tiger rattlesnake)
Lineage: Eukaryota; Metazoa; Chordata; Lepidosauria; Squamata; Viperidae
Gene: ZNF532
Product: zinc finger protein 532
Exons: 12
Coding region: 3105-7001 (1298 amino acids)
Source: RefSeq, a predicted model, not a curated record
UCGUCCCUGCAAAAGGCUCGCUCUCCCUGCGUCUGCCUGCCUGCCUGCCUUUAUGUGCAACCAUCUUUUAAAAGCCAGGCCUCUGGCUGGCUGCAGGCGCCCUUUGGCGGGGUGGAGGAAACCCUUAAACAUGUCUGUCUGAAAAACACCCUGGCAGGAUCGGCCCCUCCCCGCGUGGCAGCACCCUGGCCUCUUGCCCAAAAGCUACCACCAGCAGCAGGUCUGUUUGCAUGGGGGUGAUGAAGAGUUUGCAUGCGAGGUUGGGAAGCGGGGAUCAGACUCUCUCGGGCUCUCUUUGCAGAGAUACAGAUGCCCAUCUCUCGAGGGGCAGAGCGAGAGUCCUUUCUCCUCGCCUCCGUCCACCCUGCCGGGGCCUGGCUGCUGCAGAGCCUACACACAGGCCUGGGUAGUGGUGUGGGGGAGAGGCACACAUCUUUUUCUCCAGCCAGCUCCCUUCCCGGCUAUGGCUCAUCGCCGAGCCCCGCAAAGGCACAACGAGGAGGAGCCGCCGCCGCUGCUGCCGCGGUCGCCUCUCGCUCCGCUCGGAGCCCGCAAGCUUUAGAGCUUCCCCGCUGGAGUCUAAGCGCCGGCGGCCUCCGCGGAAAGAGGACCGGGAACCAGCUUGGAAAGGGCCAGGCAGGCCGCUGGUGCUCUCGCCGGCCGAGGGGAAAAGCAGCCACGCUCGCGUCCCGGCGCAGGCGCCGAAGAUUAGGCCGGAGACGCAGUCCCAGUUUUUCAGAGGCGGCUUCGGCGGAGGACUGGCCACCUUGGGUUCGCUGGAGCUCGGGGAGGCCUUGGGGCUGCUGGAGCGUUUGGCUUGAGGUUUUCAGCGCGCCCGCUUGGAAGCCGUAAAGAGCUGGUUCGCAGCCGCAGAAAUGGUUGACUGAGCAAGGCCUCGGUCAGCGGUGCUUGGCAGAGGCGCUUUCCUUCUUCCCCGCAAAGCAGCCUUGUUUUGUCUCUUUCUGCAAAGCCCAGCAGGGCCACCGGGAGCGUAGGGCAUUGCUGGCAAGGGUAUUAUCCAUGGGGUGACUUUUUCAGGCCCUCAUCCUGCCCUCCCCAGAGCAUCAGCCAAGCCUGUGCCCAUUUGCUGGAAGCUCCAGUAAAUUUCACUGAGGAUUUCUCUCAGAGGCAGCCAGCAAAUCAGUCCUGCCAUUAUAAUAUGACUGAGAAGUGAAGGAAAAACAACAUUUGCUGACAUUAUCUAAUAUUAUAUAGAGAUGAACCUCAAUGAGGCACAUGGAACUUCUGCAUGACAGGGUGGACAUCUUGUGAGGAAGGAGUCUUGCAUAAGUGAAGAGAAGGCCUUGUAGUUGUAACAACUGUUGCUAUGAUACAUGUAAGUUACUAGUGACUUGGAAGUGGAUAGACAAGGUUGGCCAUAAGUCCUUUGUGAAGAGCAAGGACUAUUUUAUAGCCACUCCAAAUGUUCUAUAGAUGUGGGGUCUGAGAACAUGGAAAUCCGGCUUGUAAAUGCCCCAAUGUUGAGAGUGCAUAGGAAAGUAUGUCACUCAAUUGAAGCAUCUCCCUCUCUUGGGGAACAGAAGUGGAAGUGGGGGGGUUUGCUUGCUCUUGUGGCCGAGUAUCCUUCAUGCAGCAAAGGAGAUCCUGUGAGCAUUAAAAAAAACAACAACAACCAACAACUGCGGUCUCUCUUUGUUAGCUUCAAGACAUACACAGCUUUUCAGCCAGGUUUUGGAAGGUUUGCUGUGCUUGUGCAACCUUCAUCGGCAUCAUUGGCAUUUAAAAAAUUGUCACAAGGCAAAAUACACAAGGUGAGCUGCAGUGCUUCUUAAGGGUGUAACAAUCUGAGCAUGGGCAUAACAUGGUAACAAAGCCUGAACACAGUGUGUGAUUCCAUACCGAGACACACUAGAGAAUAACCCGUAGUCUGAGUUAAGAGAGGAAAUGCUGUUAAACUGAUUUCAGAUAACCUAGGAUUAGAACUCUUAUUUACAAAGACUUAACCAUAAUCAGUCUUUUUUUUUAUACACCUUAUAGGAAGAUAUUUCCUUGCUACUGUUUAAUCAUAAAAGAAGAGGGCCCCAUACGAUAGACAUAAAUUGGGAUCCAUAUAGCAGUGAGCUGUUUUGAAUUACUUGAUCAUUAAACUUUUAACAUCUUUUUCCUCCAUCCUAUCAACAUGACUUCUUAUCCCUUUUCUCUUUUUUUUUGUUGGCUCAGAUGAGAUAACCUUGCUUUGAUCUGGAAGUCAAAGACAGUUUUAAGACAGACUGUACAUUUUAUACAAAUUAGCAUAUGUACGUCUUCCUGACAUCCUGUGAAUUUUGCUAAUUAAAUAAUCUUGCGCUGAACAUUUUAGCAAUCCAGAGGAGGGGAUCUGUUUCAAAAGGUUUGCAGAACUCCAGUGGAUUACUAGUAGGCUAAAUUGCAAUAUUCUCACAUUAAUGACAUUCAAAUAGGAACCGGAUGGACAGUGCAUCAGCUGGUAAGCAAUGUCUCCUCCUAACUCAAAGCUUCACAGCCUUAGAUUGUGGAUAAUAUUCGCUUUCCUUCUCUAAAAAAAAAAAAAAAGAAAUGUAUACCUAGAUAAAGAGCAGACAUUUUGCAUCUUAUGCUGAAGCUGGAGGCUCCAGGGAAAGGGAGUGGGAAGUAAGAUGAAGCAGUAAUGAAAUGGCAAAGGGAAGAACAAAGGCUCUUAAAGAAGGUAUUGGAGGACUUUUAUUUUUGUUUGCGUUGGGGGUUAUUUUGCUAGAAACAGUGACUUCCUAAAACAGGAAAUCAUCAGUAACCCUGGAAUUUUAUGUGCAUUGUGAAGUUACAGCAAUCCACCCUGUCGUGGCUGACAAUUGGUAUUAUGAAUGUACAGUCAUGGAAAAUAAUAACUAAGGAUAGAGGAUAAACAGUUGAGGGAAAGAAAAUGUGUUCUGAUGGAGUUUAAUAUUUAGGGUGUCUGUUGUAUUCCAGCGGAAUAAAGUAGACAAUCUUAAAAGCCCUGGGAGUCUUUUGAUUGGGCAAGUUCCAUGGAAGCUGAUGACAGGCAGGACUCGCUACUUUAGAGGGUGACACAAGCAUUAAGGAACCUCUUUAUUUCCUGAUUUUGCAGCAGAUGACAUAAGAUUGACUCCUAAAAAGCUAACGUGACCAUGGGAGAUAUGAAGACUCCAGACUUUGAUGAUCUGCUUGCAGCCUUUGACAUACCAGAUAUGGUUGAUCCAAAAGCGGCUAUUGAAUCUGGCCACGAGGAUCACGAGAGCCACAUAAAGCAGAAUGUCCAUCCUGAGGAUGAUUCCCAUGCGCCAUCCUCAUCUGACGUCGGUGUUAGUGUCAUUGUGAAAAAUGUGCGGACAAUUGAUUCCUCUGAAGGAGCGGAGAAAGAUAGCCACCAUUCCACAGGCAAUGGGUUACACAAUGGUUUUUUAACAGUAUCAGCUCUAGAAGGUUAUAAUAAAGAGGAAGAUAAAUUGCUCAAAGACGAGGGCUCCAUCUCGGAAAACACACUAAAAGAGUCUGCCUUUAACCAAUUUAGUCCUAUCUCAAGUGCUGAAGAGUUCGAUGACGAUGAAAAAAUUGAGGUUGAUGACCCCCCGGAUAAAGAGGACCUGCGUGGAAACUUCAGAACAAAUGUCUUAACAAGGUCCGUCUCCCAGCAGGACUAUGAGAAGUUAAAAGUACUUGGAGGAGAAAACUUGAUGAAACAUGAAGUUGCAGGUUCAGGUAAUUCUGAUAAACCCAAGGUGUCUAAAAGAGAUUCAGAAACGAACCCGUCAACUUUAGGUCACUACGAACCCUUUAAAGCUAGGAAGAUAGAUGAUAAGUUGCUUAAAGAAAAUUCCGAGAAACUACAUGAAAACAGAGUAGUUGAUGGGAAAAUAAAUACGGAAAAAGGAGAAGCAACUCUUACCAAUCAUUCCCAGGCUAAAGCAAAAUCAUCAGCAAAACUCUCUUCCUGUAUUGCUGCAAUUGCAGCUCUAAGUGCUAAGAAAGCAGCCACGGACUCUGGUAAAGACCCACAAUACAAUUCAAGGGAAUCUUCUCCUUUGCAGAAAGAGACCAGUGAAAGCCCCCGCGCCGUGGAUAAAUCCCCCGAAUCUCAGAGUCUCAUUGACUGUGCAAAAAAGCCCUCUGUCAAACAACCUGACAGUCCCAGAAGUAUAUCAAGUGAAAACAGCAGCAAAGGUUCUCCACCAUCACCUGCGGGCUCGACACCAGCCAUCCCAAAAGUGCGCAUCAAAACCAUCAAGACAUCAUCAGGGGAGAUCAAGAGAACGGUCACACGUGUGUUGCCUGAAGUUGAUUUGGACAGUGGUAGGAAAUCAGAGCAAACAGCUUCCAUGGUGGCUUCUGUGACAUCGUUGCUAUCUUCCCCAACUUCUGCUGCAGUUCUUUCUUCUCCCCCCAGGGCACCUCUCCAAUCAACAGUGGUCACCAACGCUGUGGCUUCUGCAGAACUCACUCCCAAACAAGUCACCAUUAAGCCUGUGGCAACGGCUUUUCUUCCCGUAUCGGCUGUCAAGACGGCAGGAUCACAGGUGAUCAAUCUGAAACUUGCAAACAACACCACGGUGAAAGCCACCGUCAUAUCCGCUGCUUCGGUGCAAAGUGCCAGCAGUGCCAUCAUCAAAGCCGCCAAUGCUAUACAGCAGCAAACGGUUGUGGUGCCCGCCUCGAGCCUUGCCAGUGCGAAACUUGUGCCAAAGACAGUCCAUCUUGCCAACCUUAAUCUACUGCCUCAAAGUGCUCAGACCCCCUCUGAACUCCGCCAAGUGCUCACCAAACCUCAACAACAGAUCAAGCAGGCAAUAAUUUCUGCAGCAGCUUCUCAGCCUUCGAAAAAAGUGUCUCGGGUUCAGGUGGUGUCAUCUUUACAGAGCUCUGUCGUUGAAGCUUUUAACAAGGUGCUCAGCAGUGUUAACCCUGUCCCAGUUUACAUCCCAAAUCUUAGUCCUCCUAUAAAUGCAGGCAUCACUUUACCUACACGUGGUUACAAGUGUUUGGAAUGUGGUGACGCCUUCGCCCUUGAAAAAAGUCUGACCCAACACUACGAUAGGAGGAGCGUGCGGAUCGAAGUCACCUGUAACCACUGCACAAAAAACCUUGUUUUCUAUAACAAAUGCAGCCUUCUUUCUCAUGCUCGGAGUCACAAAGAGAAAGGGGUGGUGAUGCAGUGUUCUCAUUUGAUUUUGAAGCCAGUUCCUGCCGAUCAGAUGAUAGCUUCUCCCACAAGUAAUAGUUCUAUUACAUCAUCCAUUCUUCAGAAUUCCACUGGAGUGGGCACCCACACCAUAACCAAGAUACAGUCCGGCAUAACUGGGACAGUUAUAUCAGCUCCUUCAAGUACUCCUGUUCCACCAGCCAUGCCUCUAGAUGAAGACUCUUCGAAGUUGUGCAGGCAUAGUCUGAAGUGUUUGGAAUGCAAUGAAGUUUUCCAAGAUGAAACGUCUUUAGCCACCCACUUCCAGCAGGCUGCAGACUCAAGUGGACAAAAGACCUGCAGUAUCUGCCAGAUGUUGCUUCCAAAUUUGUGCAGUUUUGCAUCACAUCAGAGGAUACAUCAGCAUAAAUCUCCAUAUACAUGUCCUGAAUGUGGGGCCAUUUGCAGAUCAGUCCACUUCCAAACUCAUGUCACAAAGAAUUGCCUGCAUUAUACAAGAAGAGUUGGAUUCCGCUGUGUCCACUGCAACGUGGUAUAUUCUGACGUGGCUGCACUCAAGUCCCAUAUUCAAGGUUCUCAUUGUGAAGUCUUCUACAAGUGUCCUAUUUGCCCAAUGGCAUUCAAAUCAGCACCCAGCACCCAUUCCCAUGCCUAUACACAACAUCCUGGAAUCAAAAUAGGAGAGCCUAAAAUAAUAUACAAAUGUUCCAUGUGCGACACAGUGUUUACCCUGCAGCCAUUGCUGUAUCGUCACUUUGACCAGCACAUUGAAAACCAGAAAGUAUCUGUCUUCAAAUGUCCAGACUGCUCGCUGUUGUAUGCACAGAAACAACUCAUGAUGGAUCAUAUUAAGUCUAUGCAUGGGACACUGAAAAGUGUUGAAGGACCACCGAAUCUUGGUAUCAAUUUGCCAUUGAGUACAAAGCCUACCAUCCAGAAUUCAGUCAGUCACAGUAAAGAGGACUCAAAAUCCAUCAAUGGGACAGAAAAAGCAGAGAAGAAUUCCCCCACUUCUGUGAAGAAGGCAGAGCCCAAAAAAGUGUCUAAUCCUGGCUGGACGUGCUGGGAAUGUGAUCGGCUGUUUACCCAGAGAGAUGUUUACAUAUCCCACAUGAGAAAAGAGCACGGAAAACAAAUGAAGAAACAUCCUUGUCGUCAGUGUGACAAAUCAUUCAGUUCAUCGCACAGUCUUUGCCGUCACAAUCGUAUCAAGCACAAAGGCAUCAGGAAAGUUUACACCUGCUCGCACUGCCCAGAUUCCAGAAGAACUUUUACUAAGCGAUUAAUGCUAGAAAAACAUAUUCAGCUGAUGCAUGGCAUUAAAGAACCUGAUGUGAAAGAAAUGGCAGAAUCCACUAACAUGGGAGAAAGUGAAAUCAAGGAAGACACGAAGGUUCCCAGUCCCAAGCGUAAAUUAGAGGAGCCCGUGUUGGAAUUUAGGCCUCCUCGAGGGGCCAUCACCCAGCCGCUGAAGAAGUUGAAAAUCAAUGUUUUUAAAGUUCACAAAUGCGCCGUCUGUGGCUUCACAACCGAGAACCUGCUUCAGUUCCACGAACAUAUUCCCCAGCACAAAUCUGACGGCUCUUCCUAUCAGUGCAGGGAAUGCGGUCUUUGUUAUACGUCCCAUGUCUCUUUGUCUAGGCAUCUCUUCAUUGUCCAUAAGCUGAAGGAACCUCAGCCUGUUUCGAAACAGAAUGGCUCUGGAGAAGACAAUCAGCAGGAGAACAAGCCCAGCCGUGAGGAGGAAUCCAUGAAUCGAUCCGCCUCUGACAGGAAAUGCAAAGUGUGCGCAAAGACCUUUGAAACAGAAGCUGCCUUAAACACCCAUAUGAGGACACACGGGAUGGCUUUUAUUAAAUCCAAACGAAUGAGUUCAGCUGAAAAAUGACCUGCUCCUUUCUUUCAUCCCAUAAGCAUCUUCCAAAAGCAAAAAAAAAAAAAAAAGAGGGGAAAAAAAAGAAAUCAACC